Messenger RNA from Bacillus rossius redtenbacheri, 1946 nucleotides. RefSeq names its product microfibrillar-associated protein 1 (gene Mfap1). Bases 180 to 1565 code for a protein of 461 amino acids. Gene Ontology annotation, molecular function: RNA binding. Gene Ontology annotation, biological process: mRNA splicing, via spliceosome. The record is from RefSeq and is a predicted model, not a curated record. NCBI's taxonomy places the organism in Eukaryota, Metazoa, Arthropoda, Insecta, Phasmatodea, Bacillidae. Gene Ontology annotation, cellular component: U2-type spliceosomal complex. The transcript is spliced from 8 exons.
UAAUGGAAAGCAACCUAUGAUUGUUUUGUUUUAAUAUUUGCUGUCUGUCUGUAAUGUGUUUGUCAACAUUAAAAUAUUCAGUACAGAGAGGAUUUUAAGUUCUGUUAUUGAAAAUAUUGCGUUAUUGAACGUAUUUGCAGUAAAGUAUUUAUUGUUAUAGGUUUAUACUUUAAGAAUUCAUGAUGAAUAUGACAAUACCAGUGGGUAUCAGCAUCCAGAGCACAGCUGGUGCUGUGCCUGUCAGAAAUGAGAAAGGCGAGGUGUCGAUGCAGAAGGUGAAGGUGCACCGCUACGUGUCGGGCAAGCGGCCCGACUACGCCCCGGUGUCCAGCAGCGAGGAGGAGUCGGAGGACGACGACUUCAUCGCGCAGCAGAAGCGCCGGCACCUGGCCGAGCGGCUGGGGUCGCCCGAGCCGGACGAGGGGGCGGAGGGGGAGGAGAUGGAGGUGGACGACCCCCGGCUGCGCAGGCUGAAGACGCGGCGCGGCGACGAGGCCGACGACGAGCGAGAGGAGCACACCAGAGUGGAGCGCCACAGGCACAUCCACGCUCCAGAGGUGUUGGAGACGACCGGCUUGACGGAUGACGAGGACGAGGGGGAGAGAAAAAGAGGGAAGGCAGAGAGCAGCGAAGAAGAGGAGGAAGAAGAUGAACUGAGUGACGAGGAGAUCGAAAAGCGACGUCAGAUGAUCAGAGAGAAACUGCUUUCUCGCAAAGAAGAAGAAACGGAGGUUGAAGUCUUGGACAAGGAAGAUGAAAAUAAGUCUGCUGCGGAAGAAAGUGGCUCCGAUUCAUCUGAGUAUGAAGAAUAUUCAGAUUCAGAGGAAGAGACGGGGCCCAGACUCAAGCCCGUGUUUGUUCGCAAGAAGGACCGCGUGACAGUGAUGGAGCGAGAGCGAGAAGCGAUCAAGCAGAAGCAGGCUGAACUGGAGGCGAAGAAAAUGGCGGAAGAGCGCAGGAAGUACACGCUUAAGAUGGUGGAAGAGGACAUCCGCAAAGAGACGGUGGUUAAGGACACGGAUGAACCAUCCCUGAAUGACGUGAACACAGAUGACGAGAAUGACGAAGUGGAAUACGAGGCGUGGAAGCUGCGGGAGCUGAAGCGUAUCAAGAGAGAUCGCGAGGAGAGAGAACAGGUCGAGAAGGAUCGCCUGGAGAUUGAGCGCUUGCGCAACAUGACGGAGGAGGAGCGGCGACAGGAACUGCGCAACAACCCGCGCCAGGUCACCAACAAGGCGGUCAAGGGGAAAUACAAGUUCCUGCAGAAGUACUACCAUCGCGGAGCCUUCUUCAUGGACAACGACCAGGACAUCUACAAGCGGGACUUCUCCGCCGCCACGCUGGAGGACCACUUCGACAAGACCAUCCUGCCCAAGGUGAUGCAGGUGAAGAACUUCGGCCGCAGCGGCCGCACCAAGUACACCCACCUGGUGGACCAGGACUCCACGCAGUUCGACUCCCCCUGGAUCUCGGAGACGGCCCAGAACCUCAAGUUCCACAACAACCAGGCGGCCGGCAUGAAGCAGGCGUUCGAGCGGCCGUCCGUCCGCAAGGAGCGCAAGUAGUUCCCCCGUUCCCCCGACGCACCCGCUGUGUAGGUCCCAUCCAGGACCACCUGCUUUCACUCGCGAUAACGAGCCACUAUGAGUGAGGAUACAUCUUCCUUGCUUGGAUGCAGGAAUUUCUCAAAAUGUGGCAGUAUGAAUGUCUUCAAGAUCAUUUAUUUCCGCAGUGAAGACACUCUGUUUGUUAUCGUAGUGUUGAGUGAUGUUCGAUGUUAGCAAUAAAAACAAAUGAUUCUCUGCGGGUAUUUUAUAUGUAUGCAGUAGAAUGUGUGAAAUACUGGACCAAUCACCAUAUUCACUAAAGAAAUAUAUGUUAAAAAAUAUAAAAAAUUAAAAAAAGAUAAUAAAAAUUGUUUGAAAUAAUUUUUUUUUCUUCCAAAA